This is a messenger RNA of Vicia faba (fava bean), 1044 nucleotides long. The record is from the annotation of a GenBank genome assembly. Lineage: Eukaryota; Viridiplantae; Streptophyta; Magnoliopsida; Fabales; Fabaceae.
AUGAGACUUAUAAAAAAGCUAGCAAGCGUUUCAUAUCAUGAUUUUUCAGAGGUGGAACUUGCGCCAAUGUUUUCAGAAUUGACAUUCAACAUAGUCAUGAGAAUGAUGUCAGGGAAACGAUAUUAUGGCGAUGAUUGUGAUGUGAGUGAUGUUGAGGAAGCAAGGUUGUUUAGAGAGAUAAUGAAAGAGAUUCUGAGUUUAGGAGGAGCAACCAACAUUAGUGAUUUUUUAGGGUUUUUAAGGUGGUUUGAUUUUGAUGGUUUGGAGAAGAGUCUUAAGAGGAUAAGUAAGAGAGCAGAUUCAUUUUUACAAAGACUAAUUGAUGAACAUAGAUUUGAAAAGAGGACCACUAAUACUAUGUUAGAUCAUCUCUUAAAACAACAACAGUCACAACCUGAAUAUUACACAGACCAAAUCAUCAAAGGACUUAUCAUGGUUAUGCUUCUUGCAGGAAUUGACACAUCAUCUAUAACUUUAGAAUGGGCUAUGACCAAUUUAUUAAAUAGUCCAAAUAUAUUAAAGAAGGCAAAAGAUGAGUUGGACACUCACGUUGGACAAGACCACUUAGUAAAUGAACAUGAUAUUUCAAAACUUUCUUAUCUUCAAAAUAUUGUUUAUGAGAGUCUCCGAUUACAUCCAGCUGCUCCACUAUUAUUGCCUCAUUUUUCUUCAAAAGAUUUUACAAUAGAAAAAUACAAUAUCCCACAAAACACAAUUUUAAUGGUCAAUGCAUGGGCCAUUCAUAGAGAUCCAAAUUUGUGGAUUGAUCCUAUAUGUUUUAAGCCUGAGAGAUUUGAGAAAGAAGGUGAGACAAAUAAACUACUUUCAUUUGGAAUGGGAAGAAGGGCUUGUCCAGGAGAAAAUUUGGCUCAUCGCACAAUGAGUGUAACUUUAGGUUUAUUGAUCCAGUGUUUUGAGUGGAAACGUAUAGGUAAAGAAAAAAUUGACAUGGGCAAAAAAAAAGGAGUUACUUUGGAAAAAGAGAUUUCCUUAAAAGCAAUGUGCAAAUUGCGUCAUCCAAUGAAGAUUAAAAAUGCUUUCUAA